Trifolium pratense (red clover) is the source of this 790-nucleotide messenger RNA. Its product is annotated as WRKY DNA-binding transcription factor 70-like. Gene Ontology annotation, molecular function: sequence-specific DNA binding; DNA-binding transcription factor activity. Gene Ontology annotation, biological process: regulation of DNA-templated transcription. NCBI's taxonomy places the organism in Eukaryota, Viridiplantae, Streptophyta, Magnoliopsida, Fabales, Fabaceae. The transcript has 3 exons. Bases 156 to 692 code for a protein of 178 amino acids. The record is from RefSeq and is a predicted model, not a curated record.
GAAAAAGUACAUAAAUGAAUGAGAAGAGUUUCUCUCUUGUUCCAACAAUCGCUGGUUCUGGUUCCAUUUCCAAAUCCAACAACGAUGUCUCUGCUUCAACGUGAGUGUUUUUUGUGGAAUCCAAGUUGCUACAAAGAAGACACGGAAAGGAAAUUAUGGAACAAGAGUUAAUUAGAGGACGUGACACAGCAAAUCAAUUACUUGAAGUAAUUGAGAACAAAUUGAAUAUUAAUCUUCAUCACCAUGGAGAUUUAGAAGGGUUAAUAAUACCCUUAGCUCAAGAUCUUGUUAACAAGGUACUUAGAUCAUUCACAAAUACUCUUUUUCUUUUGAAUACUAAUAAUGAUGUCUUUAGUGAUGAGGAGGUUUUGCCUAUUACUAUCAAAGAUUUGUCAAAGUGCCCAAAACUUGAAGAAACAGAUCAUGAAGCUUGCAAGAGUUUUAAAGUUCAAAGAGGCUGCUACAAAAGAAAGUCAGAUGCAAUUACUUGGGAGAAGGAUAGCUCAAUUUUGAUUGAAGAUGGCUAUGAAUGGAGAAAGUAUGGACAAAAAAAAAUAAUGAAGGCAAAAUAUCUCAGGUGUAUAUCUUCAACUUCAAUUUUUUAUUUUAUUUUAUUUCUUUCUAUGAUAUUGUCUCCUACAAAACACCGAUAUACACGGACACCGGACAUGACACUUACUUGUCAGCAUUGAUGAACAAUUUGAAAAAAUAAAAUAAUUGAAUAUAAUGACAUGUGUCUGUGUCGCACACACAUCACUUAAUAUAUGAUUAUUUGUUGAGAAUGACUCAU